Macroventuria anomochaeta is the source of this 1545-nucleotide messenger RNA. RefSeq lists its product as uncharacterized. The transcript has a single exon. The record is from RefSeq and is a predicted model, not a curated record. NCBI's taxonomy places the organism in Eukaryota, Fungi, Ascomycota, Dothideomycetes, Pleosporales, Didymellaceae. Bases 1 to 1545 code for a protein of 514 amino acids.
AUGAAGAAGCCUGCCAGUCCAAAGUUACAUCAUCUGCAUGGCCUGCCAAACUCAGAGAACUUUCCAUUCGUUCACAAGCAUGAGAUCCCGAAGCAUGCAAUCGCUAUCCGUGCCGGAUCCACAAGUCCUUUGACCGACCAAAGCAACAGUCCCAGGACCUCUCCAAGCAAGCGUGGAUCAUCCGACUACUCAAACACUGUCUACUAUGGUGGCAGAAAGUCAUCCUUUCCUGCGAGCCGAGCUGCUACUCCAAAGCCGCAUGUUACCACAGUCGUUGUGAAGCAGGUACAAGCAAGUGGAAGUGCAGUCAUUGAUCUUCAAGCAUCACCCUUGGACAUUGCGCUGGCCGGGAGUGAGGUAUACAGGAAGCGCUCCCCGCAGCAAAUACCGCCAACAAAACCUUCGCAAGCGUUGGUAGAUGUCACUGACAGUGGGACUACCUUUGGCAGCCAAGAUACCGGGAGCACUAAGAUUGGCGGCAUGCGUCUUGAGCUCAAAGGCGGGAAUCCCUUCGGUAAAGAGAUACCAAGGCUCAGAGGCGGCAGUGGCCGUGAAGGGUUAUCUACAAAUUCUUUCAGCUUCAAGCUCAAGAAAUGGAUCCUGACCUGCCAUGGCCCUUGUCCGGACUACAUCGAUACCGACAGUGAUGCCGAUCUACCUCCGCCUCGUGUUGUAACACCAGAGAGAGUGGCGAGGAUGAAGCAGAAGAUGAACGGACGUGCACCUCUUCCUGCACAUAUCUCGAGAGGAACACAGCCAGCAUCUUCUGUGAGAAGUGUUCGACCAGGUACUGAAGGCCUCCAACUCCCUACAACAUUCACAACUACCAUCUCCGGACCUCCAAAGCGCUCCUCAUUCUUCCGCCUCUCCACGCUCAGCCUUCCAGCAUCUUUUCGCCGCCGAUCUGAAUCGCCUCUCAACCAAACCGCACCUCUCGUCCCAUCUCAAGUCCUCAUCCCAUCCUUCCCGCACCUACGAGGUGGCGCUGAACCACCAGAUCGAAUCCCGCCUACACUAUUUUGGCUUGCUGGCGGAAAGGGCAAGCCUAUCAGUUUCAGCGGUUGGAAGCAAUCCCGCCCGAAGCAACGGAUGGGGGGUCUGUUUGGAAUGGCAGUGUUUGGAGACAAACACGGGAAAGAGUACGGUCUCGAAGCCGGUGGGGCGGAUGAGGUGUUCGUCUCGUGCUCAGCAAGCAUCAAGGUGAUCGUGGAUGAUGCCGGGAGCGUGAAGUCGGCGAAAGCCGGGGCUGAUGCGUCGAGUUCAAGUUCCAUUUCGAGCGCAUCAUUGGUGGCUGAGCCGGUGAAAGGUGUUCCUGCAGGCGCGGAGGAUGCUGUACCUGCUGGAGAUGGCGAACCCGUGCAGCGUGCACUCACACCACCGCCUGAUGUGCCAACGGACGAUGUACCACUAUGCAGUGGUGCAUUACCUGUGGAGCCCGUCGUAGUUCCCCCCGGCGACGGUGCCACUCCAUCUCUGCCGGGUGGUGGUAGUGAUAAGAAGGACCCCGUUGUCGACUCGGGAGCACAGAAGGAAUCAGGCGCUUGA